UCCCGGUCUAAAGUAUCCGGGCGCGACCGGAAGCGAAGGAGAAGCUGUCCUGGCCAUGGCGCGGGUUGGACCCGGGAGGGCGAGGGCCUCUCGCCGCGGCCGGAGCGGCCAGCGGCGACCUGCAACCUGGGACAUCUCGGACUCUGACACCGAGGGCCCCGCCCACUCGGAGGCCGCCGCGAAAGCCGGGGACCCAGCUGGGGCGCGCAGGGCGGCGGCCGAGGCGUUGCGGCUGAUGCGGCCGGAGCAGGUCUUGAGGCGCCUUGCGGUGCGCGUGGACCCAGGUGCGGCGGAGCGCGCGGGCGAUGCGCGGGCCUUCCUGGAAGACGCCGGUGCCGACGUCCUGAUGGAGGCCCUAGAGGCCCUGGGCUGCGAGUGCCUCAUCGAGCCCCAGCGCCCGGCGCGGAGCCUGCAGUGGACCCGAGCGAGUCCCGACCCCUGCCCCGGCACCGUGAGUGGUCGCGGGUUACCGAGGGCCAGCCCCGACUCGGCUGUUUUCAGUCCUGGCGCUGUCCCUGGGCGGUGCGGAUGGGUAAACCUAGGAUGGAGAAUGAGAAGUGGAGCUGCCCAAGCCGUUCUGCUGCUGCCUCCUGAAGUGUGGGCUGCCGGUGAACAGGAAUUGCUGCUGCUGCUGGAGCCGGAGGAGUUUCUGCAGGGCGUGGCUACACUGACCCAGCUCUCUGGCCCAACCCGCUGGGUGCCCUGGAUCACCCCCGAGAUCACCGCCCGGCCCCACUUGGCUGUCAUCGGGCUGGAUGCCUAUCUGUGGUCUCGCCAGCACGUUCCCCGUGGGACACAGCCAGAGAGCCCGCAGGUGGCCGGUGCCAAGGUGGCCGUGGACUGGCCAGAGGUGGAGGAGGUGAGGGUCUGUCUGAGCUGGGCUCUGGUGCUCCUGCAGCUUUGGGCAAAUCUGGAUGUGCUGUUGGUGGCCUCGUGGGAGGAGCUGAGUCAGCACGUGUGCGCCAUCACCAAGGCCCUUGCCCAGUGUCCCCUCAAGCAGUACCGGGAAUCCCAGGCCUUUUCCUUUUGCACAGCAGGGCGCUGGGCAGCAGGCGAGCCGGUAACAAGGGACGGCACAGGGCUUCGAGGGGCCUGGUGGAGGCAGAUCAGGCAGUUCAGUCGGGUCAGCCCAGCUGUGGCUGACGCUGUGGUCACAGCCUUCCCCUCCCCUCGCCUUUUACAACAGGCGCUCGUGGCCUGCAGCACGGAGCGGGAGCGCCUGGGCCUCCUAGCUGACCUCCCCGUGACUGCCAGUGAAGAUGGGCGGCCCCGCAGGGUAGGGCCUGACCUCUCUCGCCGCAUCUGCCUUUUCCUGACCACCGCCAACCCUGACCUCCUCUUGGACCUGAGCUCCUGACCACACCUGGGACCACCAGGACAGCAUGCAGCCUUAGGGACAGGCCAGACACCUGCAGAGUGGUGGGGAGGACCCCAGCCACAUGUACACCCUCAGGCUCUGGCUGGGCAGGUCUGAUCUCAGAGGGAGGGUAGGUGGUUGCAGGGAAAGUUUCAGGCAGCUGGAAUGAGAGAGGGGCUUCCGGCUUGCAGCUGGGAAGAGAGGCUGGUGGUUCUAUGCUGAGCCCUGCACACACGGGCCACAGGGGAGCCCAGCAGCAAGGCUGUUUCCCUUACCCCCUCUCCACACACAUACACUUGGCAGGGGCUGAAGGCAGCACCAGGGCCUCAUUGCCACCUGGAGGCUUGGGGUGUGGCACACUCAGCCAGAAGCCAUAGGAGACUCCCAUGGAUGUGAAGGGGCGGCCAGGCCUGGGAGAAUGCCUGGGAUGCUCAAAAGCCCAGCCUCUGCGUGGACAUUUUGGCUCCCGCCAUGGGGUGUUAGACAACAACUCUACAUUUAUUGCAGUCACUUAGGUCUAUGACGGCAGGGCAGCCGCUGACAACAUGCGGAGCAGGUUAGGAGAAACAAAGUCCCUGUGGGAACAGCGGGCUCCAGCCAGGCUCUCCUCGCAGCCUUCCAGGAGACCUGGGGUUGGGGCAGCUGCUUC
Messenger RNA from Saimiri boliviensis boliviensis (Bolivian squirrel monkey), 2006 nucleotides. RefSeq names its product essential meiotic structure-specific endonuclease subunit 2 (gene EME2). Gene Ontology annotation, biological process: replication fork processing; mitotic intra-S DNA damage checkpoint signaling; resolution of meiotic recombination intermediates. The record is from RefSeq and is a predicted model, not a curated record. NCBI's taxonomy places the organism in Eukaryota, Metazoa, Chordata, Mammalia, Primates, Cebidae. Gene Ontology annotation, cellular component: nucleus; Holliday junction resolvase complex. Gene Ontology annotation, molecular function: crossover junction DNA endonuclease activity; DNA binding.